AUGCGCCAAACGCUUCGCCGAUCCUGUGCUACAUGUGCCAAAUCCAAACACAGUUGCGACCUCCGCACGCCGCGCUGCUCUCGCUGCCUUAAGCGCGAAGUCCAAUGCGUCUAUGUUAACGAGCCAUUGACGGCGCCGCCGGCAGCUCCCACGCAGGAGGAUGGUGGAUUAAUAACUGACUACAGAUUGGGAUCUCUCGAUCCUUUCGAUUCGUACCCCCAAACAAGACUUCCCCGGAAGCACGUUGAACGUCUUAUCCAUAGCUUUCUCCACAAGAUAGCUUUCCAGUACUACCCUCUCGACCUGAGCGCAACUUCAAAUCCGUUUCUCAUCUCUUGGUGGCCUCUUGCUCUAGGCGACCCAGCUCUAUUUCAUGUCUCGCUACAGACAGCAUCUCUUGACGAAGAGUUGUUGGCCCAGAAGGGCUUUCAAACCUCCGAACUUCUUAUGGCCGAUUCUGUAGCUUUAGUCCGACGCAAAAUUGAAGACGUGUCACUAGCUGUGCAAGACGGGACUAUAAACUCUGUCAUCACCUUAGCGACUAUCGAAUUUGGCAAGGGAAAUAUCAACGUUGCCGAAAUGCAUGUUGACGGAGUGAAAAGACUGGUCAGCAUGAGAGGCGGAAUUAAUUCAGUAAGGCAGAGCAGCCCGCUUACCGCGAGAAUGGUUAGCUGGGUAUCGAUGAUCAUUAUGGGCCACCCUCAAUUCGAGACCCAGGAUGACUUCGGCAUUGGCGAUGGCAUACCUCCUAUUCCGGAAUGGCAGUUAGACUCGGCUGCCCAUUGUGGUCAUUUCUGCGAGCUCAGCAUUGAUCUCGACUAUACAGUCAGGAAUGUCUUCAUCCGUCUUCGUAACGUCUUCCAGCGGGCGCAACGGACAUCCUUCCCAACCACACGACUUCAUGACCUUACAUGUUUUGUCAUACACCGACUUCUACUCUCAGCUUCGGACACGGCAAAUCCUCAGCCGUCACCGGUUACCGAAUGCAUUCGCUACGCAACCAUACUCUACAUGUUCAUCAUUCAGGGGCCAACGUAUUACUCGCAUGCGGUCAUAUUUAAUUCGAUUGUCACCCGGUUUAUGGAGCGUCUCAAGCAACUCGAAUCGACACCUCGUGUGUGCGAUUCACUUGCUCUCUGGCUUCUUACGAUUGGAAUGGUGUCCUCGACUAGCACAACCCGUUACCAGUGGUUUAUGGAGAGAGCACAGGCUAUGUCCACUCCUCUACAGUUGGGUAAUUGGGAUGACGUCCUCGUCCGCAUUAAGAGCGCCCUAUGGCUGGAGACACCGCAGUGCGAAGAUAUCUUUCGACCUCACUGGGACGCCAUUCUGAGUGCUGAGGAUCUACCAGGGCCGCCAGGCUUUACGGCCUGUGUCUCGCCAAGCAGCACUGGCGUAGGAUUUCCAUGGGAUAUAAUCUCACCUGCCAGUUUGGUACUGGGCAGUCCAGGAUCAAUCAUGCCCUCAUCGGCCUCCAUGUUCACGAAGGACGAUUCCACCCCAUCAACACCUCCAUCUCGUCUUCAGAUAGAGACCCAUCGAUACGAUCAAUACGAUUAG
This is a messenger RNA of Venustampulla echinocandica, 1560 nucleotides long. RefSeq lists its product as uncharacterized. The transcript has 5 exons. Gene Ontology annotation, molecular function: zinc ion binding; DNA-binding transcription factor activity, RNA polymerase II-specific. Gene Ontology annotation, biological process: regulation of DNA-templated transcription. Bases 1 to 1560 code for a protein of 519 amino acids. Lineage: Eukaryota; Fungi; Ascomycota; Leotiomycetes; Helotiales; Pleuroascaceae. The record is from RefSeq and is a predicted model, not a curated record.